AUGGCGCCACUCUUCGAGGUCAGACAGACAGACGGAAAAGGCUAUGGCGUCUUCGCCAAGAAGCUGAUACGUCCAAACACCAUCAUCAUCGACGAGCAGCCCAUCAUGACCGCGAAGCCGACCACCGAGCAGCCAGCGGUCGUAGACGCAAGUAUCGAAGCGGCGUUCAAGAGGCUCAGCAAGAAGGAUCGAGACCGAGUUCUCGAAUUAUGCUGGACAGUUCGCUUUGGUCGCCCUGUGAUCCAAUCGACCACACUUCCACAGCGCCAAAACCGUGCGUGCGAGCACUGCACAGAGAUCGUUCUAAGGUUCCAAUCAAUCUCAAGUCCAUUCCCGAACCUCGGUGUACUAUCGUCCUCUGUACGCCAAUAUCUCGGUUUCUCCGCAGCACCAUGUAUCUUUGUUAAGUCUCCUACCAUCUUCCACAGCAUCUUUUGUUGGAGUACGAGCAUGCAAAAGGAACAUCCGGACCACAGUAAAGCGCUGAGUCGUAACGCCGAUCCGGUAUAUGCAAUGCUAGCAGGACCGAUUGCUCAAGUUAAGAGACUUUAG
Molecule: messenger RNA, 552 nt
Organism: Lecanosticta acicola
Lineage: Eukaryota; Fungi; Ascomycota; Dothideomycetes; Mycosphaerellales; Mycosphaerellaceae
Source: the annotation of a GenBank genome assembly